Kazachstania africana CBS 2517 is the source of this 324-nucleotide messenger RNA. RefSeq names its product 60S ribosomal protein eL33 (gene RPL33B). Lineage: Eukaryota; Fungi; Ascomycota; Saccharomycetes; Saccharomycetales; Saccharomycetaceae. The transcript is spliced from 2 exons. Gene Ontology annotation, molecular function: structural constituent of ribosome. The record is from RefSeq and is a predicted model, not a curated record. The coding region runs from base 1 to 324 and encodes 107 amino acids. Gene Ontology annotation, biological process: cytoplasmic translation; ribosomal large subunit biogenesis. Gene Ontology annotation, cellular component: cytosolic large ribosomal subunit; ribosome.
AUGGCUGAAUCUCAUAGAUUAUACGUUAAAGGUAAGCACGUAUCUUAUCAAAGAUCUAAGAGCACCAACAACCCAAACGUCUCUUUAGUUAAGAUUGAAGGUGUUGCCAACCCAGAAGAUGCUCAAUUUUACUUAGGUAAGCGUGUUGCUUACGUCUACAGAGCUUCCAAAGAAAUUAGAGGUUCUAAGAUCAGAGUGAUGUGGGGUAAGAUUACCAGAACUCACGGUAACUCUGGUGUUGUCAGAGCUAAAUUCAGAAACAACUUACCAGCUAAGACUUUCGGUGCUUCCGUUAGAAUCUUCUUAUAUCCUUCUAACAUUUAA